AUGGCUUCCGCUAUGGUUUCGGACUCCGUACCCAUCGAGACGGCUCAUGAGGAUAUGAUCCAUGACGCGCAGUUGGAUUACUACGGAAAGAGGCUGGCAACCUGCUCUUCUGACCGCACCGUCAAAGUGUUUGAUGUUGUGGACGGGGAGACACGCUCGUCGGCGGGACAUACGCUGAAGGGGCACACAGGUCCUGUUUGGCAAGUCGCGUGGGCGCACCCAAAAUAUGGCCAUAUUCUUGCCUCGAGCUCUUACGAUGGCAAAGUGCUCAUUUGGAAGGAGCAGCAAUCACAAGGAAACACCGCAGGCGGUUGGAUCAAAAUCAAGGAGCAUACGCUGCAUACUGCCUCAGUCAACUCCGUUUCUUGGGCACCUCAUGAGCUCGGGGCAAUCCUUGCUUGUGCCUCUUCCGAUGGCAAAGUUUCCGUUCUGACAUUCAAAAAUGACGGUCAGUGGGAUGCCGACAUCUUUACCGGUCACGCUAUUGGCUGCAACUCUGUUUCCUGGGCACCAGCUGUCCUUCCUGGUUCACUCAUUACCCCCCAACAAGCCCCCGCUCCAGGUCAAGCGCCCGCAAAUCCCUUUUCGGUAAAACGCUUCGCCAGCGCGGGGUGCGACAACCUUGUUAAGAUCUGGGGCUACAGGGAAGAUUCGCAGUCGUGGGUCGAAGAAGACACCCUCGAGGGGCACACCGACUGGGUGCGCGACGUCGCAUGGGCACCCAAUAUCGGUCUUCCUCGCAGCUACAUAGCGACAGCGUCGCAGGACAAGAGUGUGCUGAUUUGGACCAAGGACUCGCCGACAUCGCCCUGGGUUAAGACUGCGCUGGACCCAUCGUCGACGAUUGUAUCCCCUACCGGUGCGCCUCCUCCGCCUGGCAAGUUCCCUGAUGUGGUCUGGCGCGUGUCAUGGAGCCUUGCUGGUAACCUACUUGCUGUCAGCUGCGGAGACGGCAAAGUCACUCUCUGGAAGGAGAACUUGAAGGGCGUUUGGGAGUGUGUCAGUGAUAUGAAUAGCUAA
This is a messenger RNA of Psilocybe cubensis, 1020 nucleotides long. RefSeq lists its product as uncharacterized. Lineage: Eukaryota; Fungi; Basidiomycota; Agaricomycetes; Agaricales; Agrocybaceae. The transcript has 6 exons. The coding region runs from base 1 to 1020 and encodes 339 amino acids. Gene Ontology annotation, cellular component: COPII vesicle coat; nuclear pore outer ring. Gene Ontology annotation, biological process: positive regulation of TOR signaling; COPII-coated vesicle budding; protein import into nucleus. Gene Ontology annotation, molecular function: protein binding; structural molecule activity. The record is from RefSeq and is a predicted model, not a curated record.